AUGGCGAACAAAGAAGACGUCGAAUUUCCAAUAUACCCUGAUCUAAAAGACAAGGUGGUAUUUUUAACGGGCAUUGGCCAGACGGGGGAUCCUAGCAUGUGGGGGAAUGGAGCGGCCGUGGCUCGGAUCCUCUCGCACAAUGGGGCCAAGAUCUUUGGCUGCGAUCUUAACCUUGAGGCUGCUCAGCAUACUGAGAACCGCAUCAGAGCCGAAGGGGGCAACAUCACCGUCAUUUCGGCGGAUGUGACCAAGGACACGUCUGUCAAGGCCACAGUUGACACCUGCAUAGCCAAAUACGGCCGCAUAGAUAUCUUGAUUAACAAUGUCGGUCGGUCUGAACCCGGUGGCCCAAGCGAGAUGUCAGAGAAGAUAUGGGAUGCGCAGACAGACGUCAAUCUCAAGUCCGUGUACCUCUGCUGCCAUCAUGUCCUGCCUCUGAUGGAGAAGCAGCGCAGCGGCACUGUGGUCAAUGUAGCCUCAGUCGCAGCUCUGCGCUACAUUGGAAAGCCACAAGCCACGGCGGUGCUAUACGCCCGAAAGGGUAUACGCUUAAAUGUGGUUGUACCUGGCCUCAUGAAUACGCCUCUCGUUGGCAUGCUGGCUGACAAGUAUGCUGGUGGCGAUUUGGAGGGCUUCAAGGCUAAGCGCAAUAAAGCUGUCCCUAUGGGCAAGAUGGGCGAAUCUAUCGACGUAGCCAUGACUUCAGCCUUUUUGGCGUCGCAGCAAUCGAGAUAUAUCACUGGCCAGAAGAUUGUCGUGGAUGGCGGACUUACGUCAUCAGCUGGCUAA
Penicillium riverlandense is the source of this 789-nucleotide messenger RNA. RefSeq names its product SDR family NAD(P)-dependent oxidoreductase. Bases 1 to 789 code for a protein of 262 amino acids. The record is from RefSeq and is a predicted model, not a curated record. Lineage: Eukaryota; Fungi; Ascomycota; Eurotiomycetes; Eurotiales; Aspergillaceae. The transcript is spliced from 4 exons.